AUGUCGUUUGAUCUUGUUUGUUUGGGUAACCCAUUGCUGGAUCUCCAGGUUAACGUGGAGAAGUCGUACCUUGAUAAGUACGACCUGAAGGAGGACGAUGCUAUUCUCAUCGAGGACAAGCAUCUGCCUAUUUUCGACGAGGUUCUCGCCCGUCCAGACGUUCGUCUCAUUGCCGGCGGUGCUGCUCAGAACACAGCCAGAGGAGCACAGUACUUGCUGCCAGCAAACUCGGUUUUGUACUUUGGUUCCGUUGGAAAGGACAAGUACGCUGAAAGACUGUUGGAGGCCAACAAAUCGGUCGGUCUCACCACGGCCUACAUGGUGCAGGACUCAAUCGCCACCGGUAAGUGCGCUGCCUUGAUCAACGGCCCUCACAGAUCCCUGGUCACCGACUUGGCUGCCGCCAACCACUUCAAACCUUCCCACUUGGAAAAACCUGAAAACUGGGAGCAUGUGAAAAACGCAAAGUUUUUCUACAUCGGAGGCUUCCACUUGACUGUUUCCCCAGAGGCCAUCGAGUUGCUCGGUAAACACGCUGCUGAAGAAGACAAGCCUUUGUUGCUCAACUUCUCUGCUCCGUUCAUUCCUCAGUUCUUCAAAGAGCCAUUGCUCAAGGUCCUUCCUUACGUUGAUUACGUCAUCUGUAACGAAUCCGAAGCUGCAGCCUACGCUGAAGCCAACGGACUGGACUCCAAGGACUUGGUUGCAGUCGCCAAGCAGAUUGCUGAUUCCGCCAAGGCAAACACCAAGAGAGCAAGAACCGUUGUUUUCACCCAAGGUACCGACCCUACUUUGGUCGUUGAGCAGAACAAUGGUACUUAUGCCGUCAAGGAGUAUCCUGUCCACCCCCUGGAGGCUUCGAAAGUCACCGACACUAACGGGGCUGGAGAUGCAUUUGCUGCAGGUUUUGUUGCAGGAUUGGUCCAGAACAAAGAUUUGGCUACCAGUGUGGACAUUGGACACUGGCUUGCCCGUCUUUCUAUCCAAGAGAUCGGACCAUCUUAUCCGUUCCCUAAGCAAUCUUACCAUUUCGUUCCUCCUCCACAGCAGCUCCCAUCAGACGCUUCGUCUGUGAGCUUCCAAACACAGCCAAACAAGUAUCAGCCCAUCACAAACGUCUCUUUAUAUCAGAUACAACAACCGGUCUUCAACGGGUAUCCUUAUCAGUAUGAGAACCCAGACUUUGGCUUCCCAGAAUUCUCAGAUUAUUCGCGUGGCUACCAGUCUUUAUACUUGAGAUCUCCCAGCUUUAGCCUUCCUUCGAAACUCCCAAAAUCGGAAGAGUUUAUUCCACAGGUUCCAUCGCGCCUGACGUCCAUGGGGGCGUCUCAACUGUACAUUCCGCCGUUCGAAGAGACUUUGGGAGCGAAACCAAUCAAGAAACAAGACACGCCAGCGUUUGUUUGUCGAACCUGUGGAAAAGUGUUCCCCAAACCGUAUAAUCUCAAGUCGCAUCAAAAAACCCAUUCCGACGAAAAACCGUUUCCAUGUCAAUACUGUUCGAAACCUUUUGCACGCUCCCACGAUAGACGCCGCCACGAACGGCUGCACGAGAACGACAAGAAGCUCAAAUGUGGAGGCCUUUUGAGCGACGGGAAAACAGCCUGGGGCUGCAACCGUAAGUUUGCUAGGCCAGAUGCUCUUCGCAGACACUUCCGUACGGAAACCGGAAUCAUGUGUAUCCGGCCGCUCAUGGUCGAUUUCCGCAGCUCGAAGCAAACUCGUCGUGCUCAGGACUCCACGCGAAUGGAAACAGAGUACGUGAUCAACGAGAUCGCAAGGGAAGCCGCCACAGAAGUGUUGCGCAAUAAAAAUUCUGUAAUUUUUAUCCGAUUUUUCUUCAUGGAAGAACAAACGUGUCGCAUCUGUCGCUGUGAGGGGACCGAUGAGGACCCGCUUUUCCAUCCGUGCAAAUGUCGGGGCUCCAUCAAGUACAUCCAUCAGGACUGCCUGAUGUCCUGGCUCCAGCAUUCGCGGAAGACCACCUGUGAUAUUUGCCAUACAAAAUACGCCUUCAGAACUGUGUAUGAUUCCAACGCCCCGGAAAGACCGCCUAUCUGGCUGAUUUUGCAGACUAUCCAGACGGAGCUCAAGACCGUGCUGUACCACGCCCAGAUCGCGGUCAUAGGCCUGGUGAUGGUGGUACUGCAAAUACCGGUGUUUGCGUCCAUCACUGCUCGCAUAUAUACCUGGUUGCUGGGGUGUCCUGUUCCGCACGAAAACGUUUUCCUGGCCGCACUGUACGGGGCAGAGGCUCCUGAUCCGAACGGCUGGCUCACGUUCAAGAACCUCGAGACGUUGGAAUUCGCCUCGCAUUUGAAAGGCAUCAAGAUUUUGUUAUUGGGGGUGAUUUUGAUAGCCGCCUCUGUGGCCGUCCACGAAUGGGUUUCCAAAGACGAGGGGUUCACCAAAAUCAUAGAGCACAACAUUGGUCCUGAGUUCACCGCACAGAAACUGCUCCAGAUGUUGCAGCAACCAAGAAACCAGCUGCCAAGACGGCCAGAGCUUCGCGUGCCUCGUCGCGUUGAUCCCCUCCAGGAAGACGAAGAAGACGACGACGAGCUGGACGCUGCGCAGAGGGCCCGGAUCGAUCUCGACAGGGCAUUGGUCGAGAGACAACAGCAGGAGCUCCAAUUGCGUCGGAUCAGACAACUUCAGGACGAACAGCGGGGACGACAGGGCGGCGGCGGCGGCGGCGAGAACGUGUUGUUGGAGUUUGUGCUGACGCCGAUGUUUUUGAUCAAAGUGGCCGGUUUUUUCGAUCUCAUGGUCCUUUCUGUUUUAGGAGUGUUCUACUUCGUUCCGUCAUUACUUGGCAUGAUCGCAAUCACAGCCUUGCAUUCAACUAUCGUUCUCCUGCACCAUCUGUCCAUCUACCUGUACCAUCUGUCUGGACUCAAGAUUCCUCUCCAUUACACACUCCCGUCGCUGGAUCUGUCUGUUUUCCACGGCAUCUUCUCGAUCUACUCGAAUAUCGUCAACUGGACUCCGCAGGCAGAUUUUGCCGAACGGACAAUUGUCGCAGCUGCAGGCUAUGCGGCCGUCGGACUGGCAAUUGCAGCCGUCAUGUACAGACUGGAGUCUGGUUGUUCCCCGGUGAACCCGCUUUCUCGUGGAUAUCGGGCCGUUUAUAUUCUGUUGCUGGAGGUGGUUUGCACCAUCAAAGUGAUGGUGAUCUUCUGCAUCGAGCUGCUGGUGCUGCCAGUCAUGUGCGGAUACCUGCUUUCUGUCAUGCUUUGUCCCUUGUUUUUGAAGCAAGACUUCGCGGACUCGCUCCUUAACAACUACUCGUUCCCAAUGAUUCUUGGGCAUGCCGCCUUUGGAACAGGGUUCUUGUACAUGUUUGCGUCGUUCGUGAGCAUGAUUCGGUCCCAGGUGCUACGGAAAGGUGUUCUCUUCUUCAUCAGGUCACCAGACGAUCCAAAUGUCCGCCCCAUCCAUGAUGCUCUUAUGAGACCGUUUGGACUCCAGAUGUCCCGCAUAGCUCUCUCGGCAUUGGUCUACUGCAUCUACAUUGCCAUCGAGAUCGGCCUCGUGGUGUACGGUGGCUUGUACCUGUUCCCGCUGGACAUUUUCCCGCUCGCCUCAGAGUACACAUCCCUGCUACCAUUUAUCGUGCCGCUGCUACGCAUGCUGCUCGUUCACCCUACCAUUGUGCGCAUGUUCAGCAGCUACUGGCAUACAGCCUUCAAGUACUCGUGCUCUCUGCUCAGACUGUCCUCAUUCAUUUUGGGAUCCGACGUCCCGUCAGAAAGAGGUUCGAUUGUCUAUAGAUCAGUCUUGCACAGAUUCACGACCCAGAAACCAGACUAUUCCCAACCUGUGCCGCGUUCGGAGACUCGCGGCUUCUUUGAGCAACACCCAGAGAUCAGCUGCUGCUUCGUUCCAGAUGGGACUUUUGUGAGAGCACCAGACGACGACAACGUCUCGCACUCGUUCAUCAAAAAACUGUUUGUUCCUGUCACCAAGAACGACAUCCCAUUGGUUCCCGUCAAAGACGAUGACGACUCAGAGGCCAAACGCAACCCGUACGGAGACGAAGAGCUGGUUUCCAUUACCUCAUACACCAUCGUGUACCGUCCUCCGCGCUUCACGCUCCGGGUGUAUGCGUUUCUUGGCUGUCUGUGGCUAUUCUCGCUCGCUCUGACUGCAUUUGUGUUUUCAGGAACGCUCAUGUUUGCCAAACUCGUUUUCUACGUCACCUCGAACUACCGUCUGUUCCACGUCAUUCUCCCGCGGUCUUCGAGGCUGGACGUGACCGAGCUGUUCCUGGGCCACGCCGUGUUCCACCUGGUAAUCCGUGGACUCGACAUUGCCUGGAAACACCACUCGGCGGACCAACAGAGCAUCGUGGCCAGCACGGUGGCAGCUGCCAAAUGGGCGAAGGACUUCUGCAUGGCCAAUGUGUUCCCGUUCCUGCUGACUGCGGUCACUAUAUCUAUAGCGAUUCUUUCCUGGUUCAGCGUUACGGUGCUGCCAAUCCUGGCAUCCGUGGCCAUCUUCGAGAACCUCAAAAAGUUUGAUAUCGAGGUCCCAUACCGGCUGCGUCUCCACAACCUCAUCACUGCGUACAGCUUCUUGCUGGGAGUGUCUACGAUCGUUUACUCGUACCUCACCUACAACGGGAAUUUCCGCAGCGCUUGGAAAACAUACCUGAUCAGAAAUCCAGGCUAUGUCACGCUCUUUGUUGUUCAGGCUGUCUUGGUGGGGCUUAUAUCUGUUGCCAGUAACGACCCGGUCUCAUUGAUUGAGACGUGGAAUCUGCUGGUGGAAGCACACCGGGACGAAAGCAAGUCGCUGAAGGGCCUGCACACCGCGCUAUCCAUCUUUUUUACAUGGCUCCCAUGGAGUCUGACCAUCUCCUACACCAUUUCUCGAGCCGUUUGGAGAUGGCUCAUCACUGCUGUGAAAAACCAGCAUUACGGCAAAAAGGUCUAUCUGACCAACAACGAGGACGAAGACGGAAACUAA
Molecule: messenger RNA, 4971 nt
Organism: Ogataea philodendri
Lineage: Eukaryota; Fungi; Ascomycota; Pichiomycetes; Pichiales; Pichiaceae
Exons: 3
Coding region: 1-4971 (1656 amino acids)
Biological process (GO): purine ribonucleoside salvage
Cellular component (GO): nucleus; cytosol
Molecular function (GO): adenosine kinase activity; zinc ion binding
Source: RefSeq, a predicted model, not a curated record